Microthlaspi erraticum is the source of this 1395-nucleotide messenger RNA. The record is from the annotation of a GenBank genome assembly. NCBI's taxonomy places the organism in Eukaryota, Viridiplantae, Streptophyta, Magnoliopsida, Brassicales, Brassicaceae.
AUGUAUCCCAUUUGUAGGUCAUCUCUCUCCAGAUUAUCCCUCCAAGGCCGUCAUCUUCAAUCCCCACUCGCAUCUCUCCGGCAGUCUUGUUCGCAAAACUCUAGCUUCAAUUUCUCCACUAGGUGGCAUUUUGGCCACUCUCAUCCCCCUGAUCACCAAAGCUCCGGUGAUGAAGGGGAUAAAAUUUUCCGGCUUGGUCUCACCGCUGAUAUCGGUUUAUCUGUCGGAAAAGCUCUCGCCGGCUAUCUCUGCGGCAGCACGGCGCUCAUCGCGGAUGCUGCUCACUCCGUUUCCGAUGUGGUUCUGAGCGGUGUAGCGCUAGUCUCUUACAGAGCUGCAAAUGUUCCCAAGGACAAAGAGCAUCCCUAUGGUCAUGGUAAAUUCGAAACUCUGGGAGCCCUUGGAAUCUCUGGCAUGCUUUUGGCAACUGGCUGUGGUAUUGCCUGGCAUUCUUUAGAGCUUUUAUCUGCUGCCCUAUCCGCAGCUCCUGAGGUGCUUCAUGGAAAUCAUAGCCACGGUUUAGAUAUGAGUCAUCCUGUUCUCGCUUUGACUGUAACCAUUGCCUCUAUUUCUGUCAAAGAAGGGCUUUACUGGAUCACAAAACGAGCAGGAGAAAAACAAGGCAGUGGUUUGAUGAUGGCAAAUGCAUGGCAUCACCGAUCAGAUGCAAUCUCUUCUGUAUUUGCACUAGUAGGAGUUGGAGGCUCUAUUCUUGGAGUUAAUUUUUUAGACCCUCUCGCUGGCCUUCUUGUCUCGACAAUGAUCAUCGAUGCUGGACUGAAAACAGGACGCCAAAGUGUCUUGGAACUGGUGGAUGCUGCUAUACCAGCUGAGAAACUAGAGCCAAUUAGACAAACCAUAUUACAGGUUGAAGGAGUCAAGGGAUGUCAUCGGCUAAGGGGUAGGAGGGCUGGUUCAUCAUUGUAUCUUGAUGUACACAUUGUAGUAGAUCCCUUUUCCAGUGUGAGUGUUGCACAUGAGGUUGGAGAAUAUGUACGAGGACAGAUCAAUAAGAACCAUCCUGAAGUGUCUGAAGUUUUCAUUCAUAUAGAUCCAGCAUUUUUACAGUUUUCUUGUAGCAUGGUGGAUCACGAUAGUGUAAUUAAGAAGAGUAAUCAAGAAAUUAAUAUCUGCAAAGAGAUUAACCAUGUCGACGCCACUGUCUCAGACAUUUUUUCGUCACACUUCUCUAAGAAAAUGACGAUCAGACGAAUUACACCUCACUUGUUGCAUAGCAAGAUCUUGCUCCAAAUCGAAGUCUCCAUGCCAUCAACAAUGACAAUACAGGAUGCCAUGAGAGCCGCUGAAGAUGCAGAAAAGGAGAUUCUCAAGGCAGCCCCAAAUGUGGCUCGCGUCAGCAUUCAGCUUAGUCUUAAGGACUCUUUGCCCCAGUAA